CAUACACACACACACACACUCACUUAAAAACUUAAACACACACCCGGACACAUUUUCAAGGGACUCACUGACUGAGUCACCACACACUCCCAGGCAGUGAAUCAGUGACUCACACACUCAUAGACUGACACACACAUACAAGGAGAAAAGGUUGCUUGCAAGAAGCGGGACUACUUGUUGUGUGUGCCAUGGGUCACAGUAAGCAGCAGCUGUGCAUGAGUGUUGGAUACCUUUAAAGGUAAACCUCGUCCUCCCUCCCAGUCAAUCCUCCUCCCAUCCUUCUUCUUGUAGCAUCCCCUAAACACACCCGUCAUGUCUGAGCUAAGGACCAGGAGAACUGCUUCGUCUUCUCUUCCGCCCGUCUCCUCCCUGUUUGGGUCCCUUUUCCUCCUCCUCUCGUUCUGCCUCUCCCUUUAUUUCUAUCCGGCGUCUGCACAGCAGACUGUGCCUGUCAUUUCCACGGCACAGGGCCGCAUUCGAGGCAUGCUGAUCCCACUGCCCUCAGACCUCCUGGGCCCCGUCAUCCAGUACCUGGGAGUACCAUACGCAAGGCCUCCAACGGGGGAUCGGCGAUUCCAGCCACCUGAGCCACCUUUACCCUGGCCGGGAAUACGAAAUGUGACACAGUUUGCUCCCGUGUGCCCACAGUCGCUGGAUGAGAGGAGCAUAUUGGGGGAUAUGAUGCCAUCGUGGCUCACAGCCAACCUGGAUAUAGCGGCAACGUACCUCACUCACCAGAGUGAGGAUUGUCUCUACCUCAACAUCUAUGUGCCGACUGAGAACGACAUCCAUGAGGAGGGGGGUCAGCGGCCUGUGAUGGUCUAUGUCCAUGGCGGCUCAUACACAGAAGGCACAGGAAACAUGAUGGAUGGCAGUGUGCUGGCAAGCUACGGCAACGUCAUUGUCAUUACCCUCAACUACCGCCUGGGAGUACUGGGGUUUCUUAGUACUGGCGACCAGGCAGCGAAAGGUAACUACGGCUUACUGGAUCAGAUCCAGGCUCUGCGCUGGGUGAAGGAAAACAUCGCAGCCUUCGGAGGAGAUCCACACAGAGUCACUGUGUUUGGGUCUGGGGCUGGAGCCUCCUGUGUCAGCCUCCUCACUUUAUCUCAUUACUCUGAGGACCUCUUCCAUAGAGCCAUCAUCCAGAGUGGCAGUGCUUUGGCCAGUUGGGCCGUCAACUAUCAGCCAAGCAAGUAUGCACGGCAGCUCGGAGAGAGGGUUGGCUGUGGCAUUGAUGACAGCACCCAACUGGUCGCCUGCCUCCAGGGCCGGAGUUAUCGGGAACUAGUGGAGCAGAACGUGGCGCCGGCCAAGUAUCACACUGCUUUUGCACCAGUGAUUGAUGGCGACGUUAUACCGGACGACCCGCAGAUUCUGAUGGAGCAAGGAGAAUUUCUGAACUAUGAUGUGAUGCUCGGGGUUAAUCAGGGCGAAGGUGUGAAGUUUGUGGAGGGCAUAGUGGACUCAGAGGACGGCGUCACUGCGGAGGACUUUGACUUCGCUGUGUCAGACUUUGUGGACAGUUUAUAUGGAUACCCGGAAGGCCGAGACACACUGAGAGAGAGCAUUAGGUUCAUGUACACAGACUGGGCAGAUCGAGACAACGCAGAGACUCGCCGAAAGACUCUGGUUGCACUAUUUACAGACCACCAAUGGGUGGCGCCGGCAGUUGCCACAGCUGACCUUCAUGCUCAGUACGGGUCCCCGACUUACUUCUACUCGUUUUACCACCACUGCCAGAGUGACGCCACUCCCCCCUGGGCUGACUCCGCCCAUGGUGAUGAGGUGCCCUAUGUGUUUGGCGUGCCCAUGCUAGGACCCACUGAUCUGUUCAACUGUAACUUCUCCAAGAAUGACGUGAUGCUGAGCGCAGUGGUCAUGACUUACUGGACCAACUUUGCCAAGACUGGUGAUCCAAAUCAGCCGGUUCCUCAAGAUACCAAGUUCAUCCACACGAAACCGAACCGCUUUGAAGAAGUGGCCUGGUCUAAGUACACCCCAAAAGAGCAGCUGUACCUCCACAUCGGCCUUAAACCCCGUGUAAGGGACCACUACCGCGCCACCAAAAUCUCCUUCUGGCUUCAGCUGGUGCCUCACCUGCACCAUGUCAACGAGCUCCUCCAAUCUGUGUCGUCCUUCACGCAUAGUCCCUCACCACAGGACGACACUCCUUACUCUUACACUAAGCGCCUGUCCAAAGGUUGGCCUCCGAGCAGUACACGUCACCCAGGAUCUCAAGGCGGGACCCCACAGCCCCCAGAGACUGCUGUAGGCCAAGGUGGAGGGGAAGAUGGAGUCCGUAUCCCCGCUGAGAACUACUCCACCGAACUGUCUGUGACGAUUGCCGUGGGAGCCUCCCUGUUGUUUCUCAACAUCCUUGCGUUUGCCGCUCUACUGUACAAGAAGGACAAGAGGCGUCUGGAGCACCGGCGGUCCCGCCCACUCCCUCCCCCGAGACGAGAUAUCACAGCUGCAGACGUUGCUGCCCACUUACAGGGAGAAGGACUGAUGUCAUUACAGGUGAAGCAGCUUGAGUGUGAUGCAGCGUCAGCGGAUGAGAGGAACAACGCUCAUCACCAUCACACUCUGGAUACGUUGGACGCUCUGGACGGUAUGGACACCCAGGACAUCUACAGCACACUGGAUACCGUGCGCCUCACCUGUCCGCCCGAUUACACCCUCACCCUGCGGCGCUCACCCGAUGAUGUUCCACUCAUGACAUCGCUGACCCCAGGGUCACUGCCUGUGACCCCCGGGUCACAUCCUGUUACCCCAGCAACACCAAUGACACCCAUGACACCUGGAUCAAUGGUGGGGAUGAGGAUGGGACAUCCUCACCAGGGAUACACACACCAUAGCCCGUAUAGUAAUACACACUUGCCACACACACACAUCUCCACGCACACACACUCCACCACGCGUGUAUAACUGCACUCCCACACUCCCACACACACGUGCACACACACACAAACACACACGCGCGCACACACUCAAACACACGCGAAACAAAAGACUUAAAUACCUCUACUAAUUACCCUGCAGGAUUGUUACAGAUGGUGCGACUGAAAGACAUUUUCAGUAACAGGAUGAAAAGACAGACAGCUGUGUGUUGCAUGUAGAGGAACUGAAGACAGACUGGAUCCCAGGAGAUGCAGUUCUAUGCAUCAUUCGAUCAUGACCUGGAACUUGACGAGCCAAGACAUCCAUCAAAUGUCUCCAAACCUGCUUUGGAUAUUAAAUCUUCUGCUUUUUUAACAGCUGGGGUAGAAGAGGAGUGCUGUGGGGAAAGAGUCAGUUAUCGAUCAGUUUAUAUCUCUUACUGUACCUGUGCUGCACAGUGAAGCAGUGCCGGGGUACUGAGCAGAGCAGAUGCACAUGCAGUCCUGAGCUAAGAUGUACCACACACACACACACAGACUGCUGAUGUCAACUUGAACAACCUGUGAAAUGUGAAUGUAGCAUUUUUUUUUUUUUCCAAUGAAACGAUCAAAGGCCCAAUCUGCCAAGGAUCAAACCAAGCUGAGGAGAAAAUAACAAAUUCCAGUAAGAUGUGGACAUAAAAACAGACAGGGAGGAAGAGGGAGAUUAAAAGAAACAACAAAAAAAAACAACAACAUUAGUUGAAGGAAAUGUGAGGCAGAUUGUGGGAAAGAGAUUAGGAUUUUAUUGAGAGGGAUCUACCAGCUGUGAGAGCGAGAAAGACAAAGUGAGAUGGAGUGAUAUGGAAAACACAGAGAUGGAAAGUGUGCCAAGAGACAGAAAUUAGCUUCAGAAGAAGAAAGGGCCUCUGAAGCAUUGCCAGGCUGACUGAAGAAUCACUCUAACCAGCUAUGUGUUAAACCCUUGUAAAUAGAAUGGAGAGAUACAGAUGAUAUAUUAUGAUUUAUAGCAUUUAAUUGCUCUUGCAUUAAAACACGACUUAUUUAACCACAUUAUUGCUUUCAUCUCAGAUAUUACUAUAUUGUUGUAUAGAUGUCCUGAAGCAAGGCUGGUUGUCUUUCUAUCUCACCCACUGUAGUAUGUACACAGUACCUUUAUUUAAAACGCUAUAUUUGCUAUGCAGUCAUUUCAAUAAUUCGUAACUAUCUAAGCAUCUAGAUACUUGUUUGGUAGUUGAUGUGUAAGGCAUUUUCACUCUCUCCUGUCUCUGUUUGUUUCACCAUCAGAUGAGAAGCUAGUACUGUGUAGAUAAUGCAAUAUUGGUUUGAUGAUUAAGCACCAGCCGAAAACCAUGACCUACGACCCUUUGUACCUAAACUCUGCC
This is a messenger RNA of Solea senegalensis (Senegalese sole), 4267 nucleotides long. RefSeq names its product neuroligin-4, X-linked-like. Gene Ontology annotation, cellular component: synapse; cell surface; postsynaptic specialization membrane. Gene Ontology annotation, molecular function: neurexin family protein binding; signaling receptor activity. Gene Ontology annotation, biological process: presynaptic membrane assembly; modulation of chemical synaptic transmission; postsynaptic membrane assembly. The transcript is spliced from 8 exons. Lineage: Eukaryota; Metazoa; Chordata; Actinopteri; Pleuronectiformes; Soleidae. Bases 313 to 2931 code for a protein of 872 amino acids. The record is from RefSeq and is a predicted model, not a curated record.